UUCUCCAAGCCCUCGCAUGGGUGACUUAAAAACCCACUUGCCUCUCCAAUUUUCAAAAAAAAUUAGGAUUUAAAAGCAAAAAAUUAACAAUGGGAUUGACAAACUUGAUUAUAACCGUAGCUGGUGUGAGUGCUGUGAUUCUUUUACUAAGGAGCGAUGUGAAGCAAUCUGCUGCUGUCUUUAGACGCAACGUUAAGCAUAUCCGCCACUGGCUCGAAGAAGAAUCCGCCGCUGCCUCCAAGGCUGCAAAAGAGGCACCACCUAAGGAACUGGAAUCAAAGGUCCCCCACAAGGACAUUCCGAAGGAGGAUAAGCACUAGUGUCUUAUCUCAAGGAUAUGCUGUUGUUUAAGAGAUUUCGUAGUCUUUCCUUUUAAUUUCAUGAAUAUGAUGGUUUGGUUACAAUAAGUCUGUAGAAUCGAUGUUCAGAGAGUCUGAAAUUUCUUAAUUUUGUUUUAUCCUUUAUUCAGUCUUUAGUACGCAGAAAUGUAUCUACCAAGAAUUUAAACUACGCUCAUGAUGUUGGUAAAGGAAGUUCUUUUUAUA
Messenger RNA from Populus trichocarpa (black cottonwood), 545 nucleotides. RefSeq lists its product as uncharacterized. The coding region runs from base 90 to 320 and encodes 76 amino acids. Lineage: Eukaryota; Viridiplantae; Streptophyta; Magnoliopsida; Malpighiales; Salicaceae. The transcript has 2 exons. The record is from RefSeq and is a predicted model, not a curated record.